Chlamydomonas reinhardtii is the source of this 2044-nucleotide messenger RNA. RefSeq lists its product as uncharacterized. The record is from RefSeq and is a predicted model, not a curated record. Gene Ontology annotation, molecular function: folic acid transmembrane transporter activity; FAD transmembrane transporter activity. The coding region runs from base 203 to 1294 and encodes 363 amino acids. The transcript has 7 exons. Gene Ontology annotation, biological process: nucleotide transport; folate import into mitochondrion. NCBI's taxonomy places the organism in Eukaryota, Viridiplantae, Chlorophyta, Chlorophyceae, Chlamydomonadales, Chlamydomonadaceae.
GCGUAUCGCUGCCCGCUGCUUAGUGUUUCGUGCGUUCUGAUAGUUUAAUUUUGCCCUGUGCUCGGUUGCAGUGUUCACAGCUUACUGUUACCAUUACGUCUAUCAUAAAUACGCAUAUCGAGGUUGUCUUAAAGUACUGAUCUCGGCCGAAGAGGACGCUGAUGUAAGAUUGUUCCAACUUGAUUGAAGUUAUUUGGCAGCGAUGGCGGCUGCGCCACGCACCGAGAAGAACCAAUGGAACCACAUGAUUGCGGGAGGCUCGGCGGGCUCAGUGGCGGUGCUAUUCCUGCACCCUUUCGACGUCAUCAAGACCCGCCUGCAGGUCCAAGACGGUGCCAGCUCGGGGCAGCAGUACAAAAACGCGCUUGACGCGUGCCGCACCGUGCUGAAGCAGGAGGGCUGGCGGUCUUUCUACAAGGGCCUCACGCCAGCGCUGAUUGGCUCAGGCGUGGCCUGGGCGGCCUACUUUCACAUCUACGAGGCGGUCAAGGCCUGGCACUGCCGCUGGCAGCAGCGCGACCGCCUCAGCGCGGGCUGGAACAUGGCCAGUGCGGCGCAGGCGGGCGCCAUGGUGUGCCUCCUCACUAACCCCAUCUGGCUAGUGAAGACACGACUGCAGCUGCAGCGACUGCCUCUCGCUGGCGCCGCCGGCGCAGCCGCCGCGGCCGCCGCGGGCUCCGCCGCCUCUGGCGCCGCCUCCGCCGCCGCGGCGGCCGGGCGUUCCGCCCUGCCGUACAACGGAUUCCUGGAUGCCAUGAUUCGGAUCGGGCGGGAGGAGGGCAUUCGCGGCUAUUACAAGGGGUUGGGCCCAUCGCUCGUGCUCCAAACCAUGCACGGCGCGGUGCAGUUCACGGUGUACGACGAGCUCAAGUACCUGGCGGCGCGCUGGGGGCCGCGGGCGCCGGGGCAGGAGGGCGAGGAGCGGCGGCUGGGGUCGGGCGAGCUGUCGCUGUUCGCGGCCUCAUCCAAACUCACAGCCAGCGUCACCACCUACCCCUCGCAGGUGGUGCGGUCGCGGCUGCAACAGCGCAUGGACGACGGCCGCACACUGGUGUACCGCUCCGCAACAGAGGUGGUUCAGCUGACGUGGAAGCGGGAGGGGCUGUUGGGUUUCUACAAGGGCAUUGGGCCGGCACUGCUGCGUGUCAUGCCGCAGAGCGCCCUUACGCUGGUCGCCUACGAGAACAUACUGCGGCUGCUGGACAGCGCGACGGCGCGGCGGGAGCAGAAGGAGCAGCGGGACCAGGAGGCGGCAGCGGCGGGCGCGGCGGCGGCGCAGGAGGCGAGCACGUGAGGGGGAGGAGGCUUUGAGGGGUCAAACCCGGCUGGGGUGGGGUGGCUGAGAAGGGUGGUGAGGAAUGGGGCAGGGGGGAGGGUUAAUUGAUGGCAAGCCCAAGUCAACCGAGGGGACGGCUGUGGGUGCGCGAUUGUCUGCGGUGCUUAGGUGUAACGGGACGGGUCAAGGGCGCAGCUUCAAAGACUACACGUGUGCGUGGCAAACGCCAUUACCCAUGUAGGCGCUUGUGCAGGCAGGUGGGGUAAGGGAUAUGUCCUUACUACCUGAGUGCAACGCCUACGUCAUGAAGUCCACAGUGCUACCCGACGCGCGAGUAGAUGCUGACUAGUCUCUUUACAUGGGGUGCUGGUCUAAGGCAGCUGUUCUGGGGCCGCUUUCAAUGUGGAGUGAAUGACUCUAAUGAAAUGGACUGACGGUCCAAGGUUUAGUGCCGCUUCUCUCUGUUGGUGGCUUUGGACUGCUACAUGGCGACAUACGGGAGUUACGUGCGCACGGCCAAACGCCGAUGACAGGUACGAAGGUACCGUACCGUGAUUGCCCAAGGAGGUCUGUGGUGUAGGCCGCCGCAAUCCUGGCAAGAGAGGCUGGCUGGAAUGUGGUUUGGACUUUGGAGUGUGGUUUGCUUAUGCGAGGAUGGGCUCUGACAAGGAGAGUCUGGCACACAGACGGCUCCAGGAGAGACGGUGAGGCAGCGGCUGCCGGCGCAUCGCAUCAGCCUGCCGCAGUGUUUAUGAGCACGACCCGUCA